CAAAUUGACAGAUUGUCAUUCAAAUUAACCCUGUUUGAAAUUGAUGUUUACCGCCUGUAAAUUUUAAAUUUACAAGUAAUAAAUUGUUAAUAUAACUCAAGCGUAAGGGUACAGUGAAGUUUAAAUAUUUAGCUACGAGCAACUAGCAUUCUGUGAAGUGGUUUAUUUGAUUGGACUGUAAGUGCGGUAAAAUGUUUAAUCAGCUCGGUGGCGGCACAAACAAUCCCAACAAGGAUCUUGAGGUGACUUCCCCACCUGAGGACACCGUGUCCUCUAUGGAGUUCUCACCGCCAUCCGUACAACAAACAUUUCUCGUAGCAGGCAGCUGGGAUUGCCGAGUAAGAUGCUGGGAAGUAGAAAUUUCUGGAAAAACUGUGCCAAAAGCUGCACAAUCUAUGGAAGGGCCCGUUUUAGAUGUGGCGUGGCAUGAUGAUGGCAGUAAAGUGUUCAUGGCCUCGACAGACAAAAGUGUGAAGUGCUGGGACCUAGCGGCCAACCAGUGUGUGCAGGUAGCAGCGCACGACGCCCCCGUAAAGACAUGUCACUGGAUCAAAGCUCCCAACUACAACUGCCUGAUGACCUCCUCCUGGGAUAAGACAAUCAAAUUUUGGGACACACGCAGUGCGGUGCCCAUCAUGACGAUGAAUCUCUCGGAGCGCUGCUACUGCGCCGACGUGGAGUACCCGAUGGCGGUGGUGGGCACGGCGGACCGCGGCAUCUGCCUGUACACGCUGGAGGGCAAGCCGGCCGAGUACAAGCGGGUGGAGUCGCCGCUCAAGUACCAGCACCGCUGCAUCGCCAUCUUCCGCGACAAGAAGACCAAGCAGCCGACGGGCUUCGCGCUCGGCAGCGUGGAGGGCCGCGUCGCCAUACAGUACGUCAACCCCGUCAACCCCAAGGACAACUUCACCUUCAAGUGCCACCGCGCCGGCGGCGGCACCACCGGCAGCUUCCAGGAUAUCUACGCGGUGAACGACAUCGCAUUCCACCCCGUGCACGGCACGCUGGCCACGGUGGGCUCGGACGGCUGCUACUCCUUCUGGGACAAGGAUGCGCGCACCAAGCUCAAGUCCUCCGAGACCAUCGACCAGCCGCUCACCAAGUGCGCCUUCAACCACAGCGGACAGGUGUUCGCCUACGCAGUCGGCUACGACUGGUCCAAGGGACACGAGCACUAUAAUCCCGCUAAAAAGAAUUUCAUCUUCCUGCGGCCGUGCUUCGACGACCUCAAGCCGCGCACCACGUGAGCGCACCAUUACAAGUUCUUUGUCAAUAAACACAACUAUUUCUGUUGGUAAUUUAACUUAGUCGGAAAAUUGUAUAUCACAUUACAGUGACAGCAAUAAAAUACCUAAAUCUAUAUACAAGUCAGAAUUAUAAUUAUUGUACAUCUUUAAGUAUGUACAGCUCCAUGUAAUCUGAGAAAAGUAAAGGAAUAUUGGUCUUUUACUUUAUUUUUGUUAAAUAAAUCAUGAGAUUUCAAA
Papilio polytes (common Mormon) is the source of this 1484-nucleotide messenger RNA. It is a transcript of the gene Rae1, whose product is annotated as mRNA export factor. The record is from RefSeq and is a predicted model, not a curated record. Gene Ontology annotation, molecular function: RNA binding; ubiquitin binding. Lineage: Eukaryota; Metazoa; Arthropoda; Insecta; Lepidoptera; Papilionidae. Gene Ontology annotation, biological process: transcription-dependent tethering of RNA polymerase II gene DNA at nuclear periphery; RNA export from nucleus. Bases 192 to 1247 code for a protein of 351 amino acids. Gene Ontology annotation, cellular component: nuclear pore. The transcript has 8 exons.